Molecule: messenger RNA, 693 nt
Organism: Dracunculus medinensis (Guinea worm)
Lineage: Eukaryota; Metazoa; Nematoda; Chromadorea; Rhabditida; Dracunculidae
Source: the annotation of a GenBank genome assembly
AUGGGUAAAGACAACCAAUAUGAUGCAAAAGAAAGACAAGCACUUGCCGAAAAAUUAAGGCGAACGGCACUUGCUGGUGUCACGGUUUCAUCCAUAGCAGCUGUACUUUGUGCUUUGUCUCUUCCCAUGGUUUACAAUUAUUUGCAACACGUUCAGUCUAUUCUGCAAAAUGAAGUUGAUUUUUGCAAGGUUCGAAUGGAUACAUUAUUGAAUGAAUUAUCAGUAACUGGUGCUGACAAACGGAUAUCAAGGAAACGAAGAGAUUACGGUACUGGACAACCAUCAACAUACAACUGGCCCGGUCAAUCACCAAUCUGCUGCGGUUGUGGGAUUGGCUUGCAAGGGCCAGUGGGGCCACGUGGAAAAGAUGGCAUUGAUGGUUUAGAUGGCAGCCCUGGAUCAGAUGGAAAACCUGGAAAAGAUGCAGACGAUGUGCAAAUUGAAUUCUGUUUUGAAUGUCCACGAGGUGUGAAAGGGCCACCUGGUCCACCGGGACCAAAGGGGGACAUUGGACCCCCUGGACCACCCGGUUUGGAUUCCGACGGCGGAGAGAGAGGCCCUUCUGGGCCUACUGGUGCAAUGGGACCGCCAGGCCCACCAGGACCAGCUGGUGCAAAAGGAGAAAGUGGUCCUCCUGGCUACCUUAUUGAGCAACCAGGACCUCCAGGACUACCUGGAGAACCCGGCAAGUGA